AUGCGAAGGUCUCCGCGGUCUACCCUACUUGGCUAUCUGCGUACCGUGAUUACCCCGUCAAUGAUCUUAUCAGCCAGACCGGACGGCCUAAACAUUCACCCUUGGUUCGACCCAAAGCGGACUGUCACGAUCUGGGUGGAUGCCUCUGUUUCUCCAGUUCUGUUGGCAGACUCUGCAAUCAGCAAGGAAGAGUCAAGACGCGGCUUCCACAUGGUGAUGAUCCUGGGAACCUUUGCAAUGCCCCCCCGUUAG
Molecule: messenger RNA, 252 nt
Organism: Dibothriocephalus latus
Lineage: Eukaryota; Metazoa; Platyhelminthes; Cestoda; Diphyllobothriidea; Diphyllobothriidae
Source: the annotation of a GenBank genome assembly